UGCAGGGUCUGGGGAGACCAGAUCUAGUGGAUGCAGGGUCUGGGGAGACCGGAUCUAGUGGAUGCAGGGUCUGGGGAGACCAGAUCUAGUGGAUGCGGGGUCCGUGGAGACCAAAUAUAUUGGAUGCAGGGUCGGGGGAGACCAGAUAUAAUGAAUGCAGGGCCUGGGGAGACCAGAUCUAUUGGAUGCGGGGUUCGGGGAGACCAAAUAUAUUGGAUGCAGGGUCCGGGGAGACCGGAUCUAGUGGAUGCAGGGUCUGGGGAGACCGGAUCUAGUGGAUGCAGGGUCUGGGGAGACCAGAUCUAGUGGAUGCGGGGUCCGUGGAGACCAAAUAUAUUGGAUGCAGGGGUCCGGGGAGACCGGAUCUAGUGGAUGCGGGGUCCGGGGAGACCGGAUCUAGUGGAUGCGGGGUCCGGGGAGACCGGAUCUAGUGGAUGCGGGGUCCGGGGAGACCGGAUCU
This is a messenger RNA of Staurois parvus, 460 nucleotides long. Lineage: Eukaryota; Metazoa; Chordata; Amphibia; Anura; Ranidae. The record is from the annotation of a GenBank genome assembly.